This is a messenger RNA of Bradysia coprophila, 6146 nucleotides long. RefSeq names its product monocarboxylate transporter 9-like. NCBI's taxonomy places the organism in Eukaryota, Metazoa, Arthropoda, Insecta, Diptera, Sciaridae. The record is from RefSeq and is a predicted model, not a curated record. Gene Ontology annotation, molecular function: monocarboxylic acid transmembrane transporter activity. Gene Ontology annotation, biological process: transmembrane transport; monocarboxylic acid transport.
UUCGUUUCUUUUUUAACAAUUCGUAUAACUCUCGAAUAUCCUGACAUUUCAAUUGGACUUAAUCAUUCGUUUUGCUUAGAAAGUUUUUUUGUUAAUUUGAAAAAAAAUUAAAUUCGUGUAAAUCAUCAACCACAACCAACACAAAAAUUGUUUUCAAUCAAAAAUAGAUAACAUCUGCAGUGCCCUCAAUUUCGAUUUUAUUCGAUUUGUUUUAUAUUUCGAAUCAAUUUUUCGUUUUCAUACAAUUUUGUGUUCGAACAACACCUUCCAAAAAAAAUAAUAAUUUUAGAUUAAAAGAGCAAACGAAGAAAAGAAGAAUUUGUCUAGUGUUUCAAUAGCAAUUAGAUACAAAUCGAAGGGACUGAUUAGUAAAUAAGUGUUUUGUACCAAAUCCUUGUUGUUCGUAAUUAAAAAUAUUUUACCAGUGAUAAUGUGUGGAGUGGCUGCAGUUUUUUAGCAUUCGCUAAUUAUUUACAAUUGUGUUCAAGUGUAAACCACGGUUAGGUGAAUUACCGUAUGGCAGCGCGUCGGGUGAAACGUUUUCAAAUUGGUGAUAACUGUUCACCAUUGUCUUUUGUACCUGUAAGGAGAAAAUCGAGAUUUGUCGAUCCAUCAGUAAGUCUUGUUACACGAAUGUGUUGAAUGAAUUGAACUGACGAGUGAAACAAUAAUUUCUUCUCUUCCUCUCCCACACAGAUUAUCCGCAUGAUAGCCCUACAAUUAAAUCAACAUAGGCGUCAAUUCUGUCGCGACUUAACAGAAUGGAUGCCGAUCAAUUGCGCAUUAACGAUAUCCAAUUCGAAACUAACUUUAAGAACAAAAGAAUUUCAAAAUAUCCGCCAAAAACGGAAACCAACCGUAGUGAAACAAUCGAUCAAUCGAACAUUAGUGCGAUCUCAUCAUCUGAACUAAAUGGCAUAGCUAGCAAUAGUUGUGCACACGAAUCGAUGUCACUUAGCAAUGGCAUUGAUCCAGACACUUAUGAGUCAAUUAAAAAAGUGAAUUACGAGCAACAUGACAAUGUGAAAGUUCAUAGUGAAAACGGUGGUGGUCCUACGGUAGAUGUGUGUGAAGUCAAUAAUGUUCCAAAUGCCAAUGUUUAUUUGUGUAAUCAAUUAACGGAUAACGACUGUGUUAAUAAGCCUUUGCUGUCUGAACAACAAACCAAAUCGCGUAAACCGAAAAGUAUUGUGAAAAGUCCAUCGUCAAUGGGAUUCGGAGCGGAAAGAUCAGCUGCUGAAUUUGUUGCUCCCAAAUUAAGUCUACCAGUUGUCGGAUACGACAACGAACGACCGGUGCUGCAUGUUCAAUUCCAGCACACAAACGGUGUAGAAGCAUCUGGCUACGCGGUAGAUAAAUCGAAUCAAUGUAGCAGUCCGGCCAGUAGUGUAUCGUCAACAUCGUCCAGCUCUAGUUCGAGUGACGACGAAUCUAUCGGUCAAUAUUCAGAGGCGAAACCUCCGGACGGAGGCUGGGGCUGGGUCGUUGUUUUUGCAUCAUUUUUCGUUAACUUAAUUGCGGAUGGGAUAACGUUCAGUUUUGGUGUCAUUUACGUUGAGUUCUUGAACUACUUCAACGAGGGUAAGGCGAAAACAGCUUGGAUUGGUUCAUUAUUUAUGGCCAUGCCACUGUUGUCGGGACCAAUAGCCUCAUUUCUGACGGAUCGAUAUGGUUGUCGUAAGGUUACAAUUGCCGGUUCAAUAUUAGCGUCGCUGGGAUUCGUCAUUUCGUCAUUCAGCACUUCCAUGGAAAUGCUGUUCUUCACAUUCGGCAUACUCGCCGGAUUCGGGUUGAGUUUGUGUUACGUAGCUGCUGUUGUUAUCGUUGCGUACUACUUUGAUAAACGUAGAUCGUUUGCAACGGGUUUGUCGGUAUGCGGCAGUGGCAUCGGUACGUUUAUAUUCGCCCCAUUGACCCAAGUUCUGCUGGAAAAUUAUGGAUGGCGAGGAACGACGUUGAUAUUGGCGGGAUUGUUCUUGAACUUGACGGUGUGUGGUAUGUUAAUGCGAGAUUUAGAGUGGACAACUCAUCGGGCUAAGUUGAAAGCCAAGGAACGGAAAAAGAAUAAGCUUGGAGUGUCUGCCGAAUCAUUUUCCGCAAGCAACAGUACCAACACCGGUGGAACUAGUAGUAAUAUGCAGCAGCCAUUUAACAUCGGAGAAAAUGAUCUUGGUGUGGGUAAUGAAGAUGGAUACCAUGCACGACCAUUCAGUUCGUUGAUAACUCUUCCAACGUUCAUCAGAAAUGGUGAAAAGGUUCCCAUGGAAGUCCUGGAACUGAUGUCGACGCAUCGAAAUGGUCGUAACACUUUCAUGCAUACUGGCCUAUCGUACUCGCGUAGUUUCAGCGAACCUUUAUCGUCGUCUCGUCAUUCUAAUGUCAUGUCACCGGAAUCUACCUUAAGUCCAACCAAUCCCGAACGUUUACGCUACGAAAAAACCAAAUGUCGUAAAAUUGAGAACGAGCAAGCGUUCCUAACAUUCCUGAAACGUGACGGCGGUAUCCAUCAUCAAAAGGAUCGCCAGAAAGAUGCUUAUUUAAAGGACAUCAAAAUGCACCGUCAUUCGCUUACCUAUCGUGGCGCCAUGUUGAAUAUAAAUCGAUACCGUCUCCGUGCUUCGUCGUGUCCGGAUAUCUACCGCAACUCAAUGACAACAAUUGCCAAAGAGAAAACGCAGUGGAGUCAGGGCGUCGACGAGCUGAAAAAUGUUUUGCUCGACAUGGUGGACUUCUCGUAUUUUGCUGACAUGCGAUUCCUGUUGUUUGCCGUUUCGAAUUUCUUUUUGUAUACGUGGUACGAUGUCCCGUAUGUGUAUUUGACUGACAAUGCUAUACAAAUGGGUUUCACCGAAACGGACGCAUCCAUAUUGAUAUCGGUCAUCGGAAUCGUUAAUAUGGUCGGCGAGAUCAUUUUGGGAUGGUUCGGCGACCAAAAGUAUUUGACCGCUGGCGUUAUCUACGCCAUUUGUAUGGGAUUUUGUGGAAUAACAACGGCUCUGGUUCCGUUAAUGAAAUCUUAUGUCGGUCUGAGCGUAGUGUCUGGAUUAUUCGGUUUAUUUAUAGCGGCUAAUUACGCUCUCACAAGUAUUAUCCUUGUCGAAUUGAUUACACUGGAACGAUUCACCAACGCUUACGGUCUUCUGUUACUCAUCCAAGGGAUUGCGAAUUUAGUUGGACCACCGUUAGCUGGAUGGAUCACCGAUCUCACUGGAAACUACGAUCUAGCCUUCUACUUAUCCGGAUUCUUCAUUUGCAUCUCUGGGGUAUUGAUGUUUGUCCUACCUGUUCAUGGAAAAUACAAAAAAUAUCGAGAAUUACGACAACAGAACUCACAAUGCGACGAGGAUGUUACGCACACCCAAACAACGUGCAACGGAACGUCAAUCAGCAUCAGCGAUAAGUUUAGCAAAACUUUGUUUAAAAAUGGCGAUCGAAUCAACGAGGUUUAGGAUCGUUGGUGUGGUGAUUUUUUUUUUUUGGUUUAAGUUACAUUUUGAAGUUUGUUUCGAAAAAGGAAACCUUAUAAAUCUCAUCAUAAAACCCAUUGGAAAUUGAAAAAUCAAUUUGGUUUUAAGAUUAAAUAAUUUUCAAUUUGAUUGUGUCGUAUUGUUUUAAGUAUAUGAUCACAGAGGUUGAUUAUACAAUUAUACUAAACACCACCGUUGAAGUCACAUUAAUCAUUGUAUAUGAUUACACAUUCAAACAACCAAACCAAAACAAGCAAAAGAAGAAAAUAUUUUACAUUUUACCAAAGUAAUCGAGAUAAUGUUUUCAAAGUUAUAUAUUUAGCUCACGUUUCUUGUAGACAACAAUUUAUAUUCAAAUAUUUAUUACGAACUUACCACUGAUGAAUAAAUCCUUACUACUACUACUACCCCAGCGCCCAAAUAUACGGAGGAUUUAUUGUCAAUGAUAUAAAACAAAGGCAAGCAAACACACACACAUACCAUACACACACACACACACACGAUUUUCGAAUAUUAAUUACAAUUGCGAAGGCUAAUUAAUAGUUUUUAAAAACAUAAAUUAAUUAAAUAAAAUGAAAACAAAUUACCAAAAUGCUAUUAUCUCAUGACUGGAUCAUCACCAAAUUAUUUAUUUCAUUCGUGUCAGUAACAGAUAGUCCCCCCCCCACUUCAAUAUCGUUGCAUUGAGACUUUAAUGAUCUUGGGAAAUUUAACGAAACCAUUAUAGAAAUGGACAUCAUCGACUGCAAAUGAUUGGCAUAAGUUUAGCUAAGUUCGUUACGAUGAUGCUAGUGGAAUAGGUUAGGUUAGCGAGUAUCACGAAGAUUUAUCCGAAUAUAUCAAUUUCGUCGAAGCAUCCCAGUCUGGUGUAUCGCAUGGAUCAGGUGAUUCUUGAAUAUCAUAACGGAAUUCACGUAUAAAAUGAACCAAAAAUAUUCUUCAAGUAAUGGAUCAUUUUGGCCGAGCGUAAACUGCAAUGUAAUGAUCAAUUCUUUGACUCACUCUUUGCACCUCCGGGAAAUGAAUCAUUAUUGCAAUGACAUGAGCGUUUAUAGUAGAAGAUCGCCUAUGGCUCGAGGUGGAAAUGUCACACUGGUCAAAAAAGCAAUCACCAAACCAUUACGUUGUAUACUCACGAAAACGAAUUUUAACGCACUGAUACAAAAAUUUCGUCAACAUACGUCCAGUAUGUAUGAAAUGGCUCGCAGACAGCUUCAUUUCGGACAUGUAUAUUCCAACGUCUGACAUGUAUAUCGUACAUGUUCGACGCAUAAACAUGCGAGUGACACGAAUAGUCACGAGCAGCAUGAAUGAAUAUGCGUCGGACAUGUACGAUCCACAUGUCAGACGUUGGAAUAUACAUAUCCGAAGUAAGGCGGAAAUGACAGCCAUUUCAUACACACUGGACGUAUAUUGAUGACAUGUUGUUGUCAGUGCGGAUGGGGCUGCUGCGAGGAAGACUCAUUUACUCACAGCAGCCCAUGGAAAUUAUUCAAAUCCUUACUUGGGGCAACAUCAAGUUAUUUAUCCAUUCGGGACUCUUUGGAAGUUACUCGCGCAAUGUGCUAUGCGUAAUGUUUCGGAUAUCAUUAUUGGGGCAAUGCAUGCAUGGCUGGCCUUGACAUAAAUCAUCGAAGUUUUCGUCUUGUUUUUCGUAUUGCUGAGGGGGAUGCUUCGUGAAAAUGAAAAAUGUUGAGAUCAAUUCUUUACCUUUUACAAGCGGCUGAUCGUCUGUUAUCAUUAGCAGCGACGAAAAUAUAAAUUAUUGUACUUUUACAGUAAACUGAUUUGUUAAACAAAUGAAGUAAAAGAUUAAUGCGUUAGUGCGUUAGUUAAACAAAUGAAGUAAUAGACAACAUUAUCGCUUCUGAAAGGUACAAUUGAAGUUUAAAUGAAAUCAGGAAUUUUCUUAUGUUUAGUAUACAUGGAUUGUGACAUUUCGUUGAACUGACUACAUGCACCGCCAAGACUUCCAUAUUUUUUAUUUUAAAUUCUGCACUUCGACGAAACUUUUCUUUCAGAAAAAGAAACCUUAAUGAAACACUCAUAAAGCCAAAUUUUGAAAGCGAUUUCCUUCCAUUAACGCUGUACUAAAGUAUUUUUUCCGACACUCAUUUGCAGUCAAAUCACUUUCCAUCGACCACAUUCAAUUCGGUAGAUCCACCAAACUUCAUCUUCAUCAUUUGAAGCGAAUGCUUAUUGCAAGUUCGAGAUCAAUUUAAUGAAUAAUGUAUCAUUCAGCAAGUGCAAGCACAUCUUUCAUUGAUACAAAAAACUUUGUAGAGUAAAAAUAAUUAGAAAAAAAGCAAGAAAAAGCUAUAAUCGCCACUCAUUUUUCUCACAUGCCUAUUAUAAAGACAAGCGCGUCUUCGACACAAUAAAAAUAUGUUAACCAUUUCAGAGAGGAAAAAACGUUGAAACUGAGGGAAAAAUAAUGGUAAAUGAUGAUAAACGUACAUAAUUAUGAUAUUACAUUGAACUGUGAUCAAAAAAAAAGAUGAUGAUGAUGAUGAUGAUGAUGAUGAAGAAGAGGAAGAAAAUUGAAGGAAUAGAAUAUGUAUAAUAGAUUUAAAAAUAAUAUUUUAUUAAUCAAUUUUCAUUCAUUGUAAUAAAUUUAUGAAGUUGUUCAGCUGUCGCAUUGAAUUAAAAUGAAAAUAAUAAUUUUGAGAAUUGAAUGAA